AUGACGGAGAAACCCGAGAAGGUUGUGAACCCUGAGCUCGCUGAGGUCACUGAUGACAUUCGCAAAGCAAUUAUCGAGCAGUAUUACAAGCAACCAGUGCUAUGGGAUCGGAAUCAUGAAAAGGCUGAUCGAUCGUCGAUGCCAGCAGCAUGGGAAUUUAUUGCAUCUGCGGUCUCUACACGGUCUAAGACAUUCAGCGGUAAUUUUAGAGGCUUUUGAUCAUUUGUUUUUAGUCAAAAUCGUCAAGACUGUGAUGAAGAACUUGAAAGAUCAAUUUGUUCGGGUCCAUCGAAAGGCUACGCAGGAAGGUGGUACUGUUCAAUGGAAAUUCUACGAGGAUCUUCUUUUCUUGGCCGAUAGCUUACCUUCGUAAGUGUCUAUUGACUGCCUUUCGUGUCGAAAAAUUUAAUUUUCUUCGGUUUGUUAUCCAACCAUACAUCGGCCUCAUGGAUACUAUAAUUUCCCCUUUUUCAGGGCGAAACAGCCUCUACAAUCGACGGAAAACGUUAAUAUUGCGCAAGAGAUGCCCCGAACGAAUGGGAUUCUUUCCAACUUUGUUUCAUCUAUUUCAUCAGCCUUCACUCGUCAGCCACCAAAUCCCUCAGAUUACAUAAAAGAGGAAUAUGAAGGAAAUUUGGUUGUUGAUGAGACCAAUCAAGCACCCGCUAGCACGGACUCACCUACUAAUAUGUUAUAUAACGCUGCUCAAAAUAGGAUUCAAUGCAAAGAAGAGUUGUUAAAUUUGUCGAAUCCACCAAAUCAAGUUCAAUAUCAAAAUACUCCAGUUUAUUCCACAAUUGCCAAUGCAGUGAGUGGUUGACCUUAAUAGUGUGGUUUGGUAGUUUGGAGAAACAUUGUUGGAGUAUCGAGAAUGCAAAAGAAUUAUUUUAGGUACCUCAUCAAGUGCAACAUCCCGUUCCCUUAAAUACAGCUAACACACGCUCUCAACCAGUCUUUAGCGAGAUCCCGGGAGUUUUUACCCAAUCUACACCAAUCAAAGACACUCCUCAAACCGCCUUGAUCAAACCGGAGUUCUCUCCAAUACCUCAUAAUUCAUCAUUUGCAAAUUUAGUUCCGCCUACUGCUCAAACAAAUAGUGCUCAAAAUGUUCCAGGUGAGUCCCACAAGUCAUUGUUGAUGUUGUUUUAGAUUCCCCUAAGUCGGAACAGUCGUCUCAACCAAUCUUGCCUCCAAGUGAAGUACAUCAUCCCGGGCCGUUGUAUGAAUGUAUUUCCCAAGCCAUUUCACCACAAUGUUUUGCUGACACAUUGAAUGAUGUCUACAUAGCUUCGUUGAAUUCACAGAAGCGUCUUCAAAAUGAAGGGCACAAUUUGAUGGAAUCAACGAAGAAGCCGAGAAUUGAGGUAAAUUCUGUGAAUUUGGCUCCAAAUCAGCCAGUUUCGGCCCCGUUACCCCAACUUGUGGCCCCGCCAUCACCAACGGCUCCUCUAAAGAGUGUUACAAAGGAAGCUCAGGUCAGUGUACCUCCUGCUAGUGUGCACACCAAGCCAGUUGAAGUUCCGAUUAGUAAAAUUGCCGAAACUCCUGACAAGCCUCCCCCAAAGAAUAGUAAAAGUGCCGAAGCUCCUAACAAACCUCCCCCAAAGAAUAGUAAAGUUGCCGAAACUCCCAACAAACCUCUCCCGAAGAAGCCUUCUACUGCCGUAAAAUCAUCCCAACCUCUAGUGCUCACUAAUAUUACUCCUCAGGAGACCUGCAGAAAGCCUCAAGCUCAUAAUAAGACUGAUGUGGACCGUCGGAUUAUAUUAUCCAUGCAAGAUCAAUGUUUGAAAACAAUGGGUAAGUUCCUAUUUUAUAUGAUUUUGUCUCUUUUUAGAGAUGGUCCAAUCCCAAUCUGCCCUGGGUCUUAUGGUUGCCGAGAUUGCAAGGAAAUUGGAGUCCGAACGCAAAGACAAGACCUUGGAAUUUAAACGAGCCGUCCUUCAGCUCAUCGACAACUACGAACAGUUGUUAUAUCAUUAG
Messenger RNA from Bursaphelenchus xylophilus (pine wood nematode), 1983 nucleotides. Lineage: Eukaryota; Metazoa; Nematoda; Chromadorea; Rhabditida; Aphelenchoididae. The record is from the annotation of a GenBank genome assembly.